Molecule: messenger RNA, 1620 nt
Organism: Boeremia exigua
Lineage: Eukaryota; Fungi; Ascomycota; Dothideomycetes; Pleosporales; Didymellaceae
Exons: 1
Coding region: 269-1231 (320 amino acids)
Source: RefSeq, a predicted model, not a curated record
GUUUGAUUCAAGCUUCUGGAGCAGGCUUGUAUUGCAGCUCUCACACUCUGAACCAUCCAUUCGACGUGCUAUAUCGGCUAUCAGCAUUACUUUCCAAGACAUCGAAUCGUCAUUGCAGCAUCCUGCGGGCUAUGUUGAUGCCAAUCCCGAGGCUCGACAGGCUUUCAACGCCGCAAUAAAAGAUCUUUCAUCUCGAAUUCAAGCCCAUCCUAACUCGAAACUGGUGCCAUUAGUCUGCUGCCUUUUGUUCAUCUGAUUCGAGUUUCUUAUGGGCAACGUUGAAUCCGCUUUGCUUCAUAUUCAGAGUGGUUCAAAUAUUGUAGCCACACGCUAUCACAAUGGCAACGAGGCCACCAAUAUGUUCUCGUUCAAUGAUCUCAAAAGCAUUGACGACCACAUAGUACCAGUUUUCUCGCGGUUGAAUGUACUUUGUUGUCUCGCGGGGAGAAUGGUACCACCGAUAUAUGCGCCUUCGACUGAAGACGACUCCCCUCAUGAAGAUCUUGCCGACUCAAGCAUACGCCUUACCAGUAUCAUCAACGUCUGUCUCCGAUACAUCAACCAAGCAAUCACCAAGGCGAGAAUAUCCUCAAUUAACGUUGAUGAUGUCGUUGAACAAAGCAAACUGCAGUCAAGGCUAGAUGCAUGGCGCAAACAAUUGGAUAGGCUUACCGGACGAAUGCAGACAGUGGACAAGCUUGAAAAACAGAACGCCAUCAAUCUUCUCUUGGUACAAUACAAAGUCAUUUACAUCUGGAUAAGGGUUUGCACCACAGCUGGAGAGAUGGUUGCGGACUCUUACUUCGACGAUUAUGAAGAGCUUGUGCAUUACGCGGAAAACAUCGCCAAGCCGGGCGCUGGAACGGCAAAUCCGCAGCUUUUGUCCUUUGAGAUACAACUCGUUGCACCACUGUACGAUACCGCGCUGAAAUGUCGCCAUCCGGCCAUACGACGACGUGCACUGAAUUUGCUACAGUCAGUGCCUCGGCGGGAAGGAAUCUGGAACGCACAUCAUGCAUACGUAACUGCCAAGCGAGUGAUCGAGUUGGAAGAAAGGACGCUUGACAAACAGGGGCUCCCAGAUGAGACUUCAAGGUUACAUGCUUUCCCUCUUCCCGAUGAACGGUCACGGAUCUCCAGCCUGGGCAAGUUGCCUUUCAAGUUUCGGGAGCUCGGUCACACGAUUUUGCUCAGUCCUGCAUAUCCCGGUCCGCCUGAAGCAAUGCUUUAGAAAAAGUCUAUGAGGUCUUGGGGGGCGACAGAUAAUCGUAGAGCAUGCACCAGAUACCCGUUGUCAUCGAACACUUCUCCCCCACUAUACCGCCCACCACUAGGCUGAUAUCGUACAGUCGCCUACAAUUGUGAAUGUAAAGAUAGUUUCCGUUGUCUUCCUAAAGAGUCUUGCUUCUCUUGUGUGGUUUUGAUUUUUCUUUGUAGACGUGGCGGGUGAAGCGCGUAGAUGUAGGUUUUGUCGAGGUCUCGUGGCAGGCGGAGUAAAGCAGAAGCCGGUUGCGAGUCUGCCAUGGCGGUGUGGUGAGUGCAAUUUCAGAUAUCAUUGUGCCAUCGUGGAUGUAUGUUGCUUUGUUUUUUUGCUCGUCUUUCUCAAUCCGUCUACAACGC